This is a messenger RNA of Lepisosteus oculatus (spotted gar), 2941 nucleotides long. It is a transcript of the gene mtnr1c, whose product is annotated as melatonin receptor 1C. NCBI's taxonomy places the organism in Eukaryota, Metazoa, Chordata, Actinopteri, Semionotiformes, Lepisosteidae. Gene Ontology annotation, molecular function: melatonin receptor activity. Gene Ontology annotation, biological process: G protein-coupled receptor signaling pathway. Gene Ontology annotation, cellular component: plasma membrane. The record is from RefSeq and is a predicted model, not a curated record.
ACAAAGGUUUGCCGGGUCAGGGGUUUGGAAGUAGUGUCAUAGGUACCUGACAGAUCGAAGAUCAUUUGGGAAAGGGAAUUUCACCUUUAGCUCGAUUAAACGGUUAAAUCAAGAUUUUUGAUGAAAAAAUAACGACUUGGUUCAUGUGUUGCCUGUUGUAAUGUGGUUGCUACUGUACUGCAUGUGAAGAAGAGGAAAGGACUUCGCCACCGAAUGCAACAAAAAGGAUUUCUUCUUUAAUUCCUUCAAGACUGUUAUAGUUUAAAUUUAAAAACGGUAAGGCUAGUAAAGAAGAAGCAACGUUUUUUAAAGCUAUACAAUCCAAACCGAGGAGUGGUUUAAAUUAUCUAUCAGUUUCAAAUUCGAAUACCGGUGUCAUCAUAAUUUUAAAAAGUUUACUUCACCGAAUGCCAAAAAGAGACUCAAAUUAAGGGAAACACGAUUGGAUUCUUCCGAGGGACUUUAAUUACAAGAAAAUGAAAAAUGUUCUAAAUCCUCAAGAAUGUUGCUGAUACUGUGCUAAAGCAUAUUUCAGUGCCUUGUCUUCUUAAAUAUUAUGUUUCGUAUCUGGAAGGCGUGGGUAAUCGCCGUGAUGACUUACAGUUUCUCAAGUGACUGACCCGAAAAAAAAAGGCAGUUGCACUAAUCAGGUGUCUAAAUGAAUGACAGGUUAGUCGUUUACUCCCUGCAAUGGAAAACAAUAUUAACUUGAGAACCUGGUGAUAAUGAUUGUUCUUGUGCUGUAGACGGGCUGUAGCCUAUAUGUAGGUACAUUGCUACAGUGUCUGAUUUAAAACUUGCAACUUGCGUACAGUUCUAUUUGAGACGGGAUUCUCGGCUACAGUAUGUUCCUACCUUCAACAUCUAUGAAGAUUUAGCAAACAACCACCCCCAGCGUGCGUCCUCGCCACAAGAGAAGACGAUGUGAAAAAAAACAUUUUUUUUUACGUUUUAGAGCUGACACCAUAUCAAAAAUAUGGGAAAAUGCGAUGUUUUGUUGCUAAGAUGUGAGUCUUAUUUCAAGAUAUGCCGAUAUGCUGUUACGACAAAUUCAACAAUCUAUCCGGACACGCUUCAAAAUAAAAUGAAGUUAUCUCAAUAAUUAAAAAUGUCAAGUAAAUUGAAGUCUCGGUCACUUGGAAGUCGCAUGUACCGUAGUCUCCUGAUAAAAGAAAGUCAUUCGUAGUUGCACUUCAUGGUACCAAUUAGUUGUGGGGCUGGUUACGUGUAUUUGUGUUUUUUAUGGGGUUUCAAGCUUGUAGCGAAUAUGGAGUUGUCUGAAGUGAACGUGAGCUGUAUCGAUUGCGGGUCCCAAGGUCCAAAUCAGAGCAGUCUGCCAGCGCAGAACCCAUCCGCUGGAAUGACCACAGCGCUAGCCAGCGUGCUGAUAUUCACCAUCGUAGUUGACAUCCUGGGAAACAUGCUUGUCAUCUUGUCAGUAUUUAGGAACAAGAAGCUCAGGAAUGCAGGGAACAUCUUUGUCGUCAGCCUGUCUGUCGCAGACCUGGUGGUGGCAGUGUAUCCUUAUCCCUUAGUCUUAAUGGCCAUCUUCCACAAUGGUUGGAAAAUGGGGGAUAUGCACUGCCAGGUCAGUGGUUUUAUAAUGGGGCUCAGUGUCAUUGGAUCAAUUUUCAACAUCACAGCUAUCGCCAUCAACCGGUACUGCUACAUCUGCCACAGUCUCCAGUAUGACAGGCUCUAUAGCAUGAAGAACACGUGUUGCUACCUGUGUCUGACAUGGGUUCUGACUGCCAUUGCCACUGUGCCAAACUUCUUUGUCGGUUCUUUACAGUAUGACCCCCGUGUAUUUUCCUGUACGUUUGCCCAGACUGUCAGCUCGUACUACACAAUAGCUGUGGUGGUGAUUCAUUUCAUAGUACCUCUUUUAGUGGUUUCCUUUUGCUACUUAAGGAUUUGGAUUUUAGUCAUCCAAGUCAAACAUCGUGUCAAACCAGACAAUAAGCAGAAAAUAAAACCCAGUGACCUUCGAAACUUCCUGACUAUGUUUGUGGUCUUUGUCUUGUUUGCGGUCUGCUGGGCACCUCUCAACUUUAUUGGUCUAGCUGUGGCGAUCAACCCCAUGAAAGUUGUGCCACAAAUCCCAGAGUGGCUCUUUGUCACAAGCUACUUCAUGGCCUAUUUCAACAGCUGCCUCAAUGCUGUCAUAUAUGGGCUUCUCAACCAAAACUUCCGAAAGGAAUACAAACGAAUACUCUUAACACUGUGCACUCCUCGCAUGCUUUUCAUGGACACAUCCAAAUGUGGGACAGAAGGAAUGAAGAGCAAGCCAUCACCGGCAGUAACAAACAACAACCAAGCAGAGAUAAACUUGUAAAUAAAAACGAAACAAAAUGUACCAUCUUGUUAUUUUUCUUGACUUGUUCAUCUUAAGUGAAAUGAGUUAUUUUACAAGAACAAAUCCUUGAGAAGAGCUUUCAUAAAUAUUGAUAUCACUGUGUGCCUACAGUAUGAGCUUAGGAUGAGUGAGUCGGUAUGGAUCUCUUUAUCCUAUAAGGUACAAUUUGUUUUUACCAUACAUACAGUUUUGUUUUUACCCUCUUCUGAGAAUUUGAAAUGUCACAAUUUCAUUGGAUAAUUAAAAUGAAAAAAUAAAGAGGUUGGGUUGUUUUACAUUACCCCAUAUAUAGCCACUAUAUUGUACUUUAAAAUAAAACCUGUCACAAGUAAAUUUGUCAAUAUGUAUGUUUAAUUCCACAUGGUGCCAUAGAGCCUUGCAUGCGCAAAUCAGCUUUAAUGCAUCAGUGAGAGGUGGAGGAACUGAUGCAGUAUAUUUUGCCACUGUUUUGUUAUUUUUACUUUUUUGGAUGCACUUUCAUACUUCCUUUUAAAGAAAAAACUGCAGAUAUAUUUAUGAAUGAUGAAUUAUUUGGUUUGUUGUGUUGAAACAUUUUUAUCUAUUUUGUGGUUAAAAAAAACAGGA